AUGGCAGGAGACAUGACCCAGAGAAUUGAUGAUGUGGUGCAGAUUAUAUUUGGCCUGAUAUGGACGGCACUGAACAUUGCCAUGAUUGCUGUAGGGGCUGUUAACUUAUUUGGCUGCCCAGCCCAGCCCAUGAUCCCAAUCUACCUGAUCGUGGCCGGGGUAUUCGGCUUCUCCUUCUGGAUAUUUCUGCCCCUGGAGUGGUUCGCCCCCUGCCUGAGAAAGAUCCUCAUGUUUGCUGUAACCCUGUUCCUUUUAGCCUGGCUUAUUGCAGGCAGCGUGUGGGUUUUCAGAAUAUACCCAUUUCCAGCUAGAGCUUGCCAAAUAAAUAUGUACCUCUUUGCAUUUGCGGUCAUUAUCAUACAGUACAUAUUUCUUGGAUUAAUGUUGAUAUACUGCCUGAUCUCCUGCUUCUGCUCAAAAAUAUUAUGUUGUUGCAAGCAGACUGAACAAAAUUGAAACAGGAGAAGAUUUGUAUUCUUCAAGACAUUUAAAUUAUUAUUAUUUUUUUGUUGCUGCUAUAAUCCUACCAAUCUUUGUAUUUUACCCAAGAUAAGGAUUGCAAUAGAAUCAAUGUUAAUUUGUUCUGGUAAUUAUUUCAUUAUUAAACUAUUUCAAAAAGCUAAAA
This is a messenger RNA of Bombina bombina (fire-bellied toad), 625 nucleotides long. Its product is annotated as transmembrane protein 272-like. The record is from RefSeq and is a predicted model, not a curated record. The transcript is spliced from 5 exons. The coding region runs from base 1 to 456 and encodes 151 amino acids. Lineage: Eukaryota; Metazoa; Chordata; Amphibia; Anura; Bombinatoridae.